Molecule: messenger RNA, 333 nt
Organism: Cooperia oncophora
Lineage: Eukaryota; Metazoa; Nematoda; Chromadorea; Rhabditida; Trichostrongylidae
Source: the annotation of a GenBank genome assembly
AUGUUAUUGAGCUACGCGAAACUGAGCAAAGAUGUCUUGGUCCUAAUCGGAUUGCCUGGAGAGUUGUUUAUGAACAUGUUGCAAGCUUUGGUGCUGCCACUCCUUGUUUCCAGUCUGAUUUCAGGGCUCUCACAACUGGAUUUCCGUUCGUCAAGGAAGCUCGGCAUCAGAGCAAUACUGUAUUAUCUUCUCACAACAAUUAUGGCAACUGUGGUCGGAAUCAGUCUUGUAACUCUAAUUCAUCCGGGGAAUCCCGAUAUCAAAGCAUCGUCGAAAACAGCAGCAGAAAGUGCCCAGAACAUAACAACGAAGGAUGCAUUGCUUGAUCUCAUC